AUGUCGUACAUGGCACUCACGGUGGAGGGAUCGACACUUCUGAUCAGUCCUCUCAUAAGCAUGAGAAUGAACACGUUGAUGAUUCUUCAAAGAACUCAAGUGCCUCCAACUUUUCAAUCUAAUAUUGACAAUACAACUAACUCUAACUCGAAUGCAUUUUCUCCACAAACUUAUUUUAAUCCUAUGACAAUGCUUCAAUUCAUGCAAAUGAUGCAAUCUAUGUCAAUUAAUCAAGACACGAUACCAUUCGCACAACCACCUAACUUUUUAUCUUCUACUAUUACAAACUCUUUCAUCAAUACUCCAGAUUUCGUUUACACUAGCGAUUCCUAUGACACCAAAGACAUUCCAUCUGUCUUAAACGAUAAUUUUGACAAUAUUAGUCAUUCGACUUCGAAAAUUCACUCAUCUGGUGAUGUCAACAAUAAAGUAUGUUUAUACCGCAUCAAUGGUAAAACUGAGUUUGAACCAUAG
Henningerozyma blattae CBS 6284 is the source of this 474-nucleotide messenger RNA. RefSeq lists its product as uncharacterized. The record is from RefSeq and is a predicted model, not a curated record. The transcript has a single exon. Lineage: Eukaryota; Fungi; Ascomycota; Saccharomycetes; Saccharomycetales; Saccharomycetaceae. The coding region runs from base 1 to 474 and encodes 157 amino acids.